Molecule: messenger RNA, 1249 nt
Organism: Phlebotomus argentipes
Lineage: Eukaryota; Metazoa; Arthropoda; Insecta; Diptera; Psychodidae
Gene: RfC4
Product: replication factor C subunit 2
Exons: 3
Coding region: 203-1231 (342 amino acids)
Biological process (GO): DNA-templated DNA replication; DNA repair
Cellular component (GO): nucleus; DNA replication factor C complex
Molecular function (GO): ATP binding; ATP hydrolysis activity; DNA clamp loader activity
Source: RefSeq, a predicted model, not a curated record
AUAUUAAUAUUUUAUUGCGUUUAAAGAUUUUAUAAUCAAAAUACAGCCAAAAUGGGAAAUUUUAUUGGGCAAAAUUCUCAUUCAUUAACUUUCACUGUCGAUCAGAUGUCAACACAAAUGCGCCAUGUGUCGAUAAGUUUGUAGAAAGGCGCACUAGAAAGCAUUUGCUUGUCCUGCAGAAAGGGCUUUUAUAGCUGGAAAAAUGCCUACACAGGAGGUAGAGUGUGCUCCGUCAACAUCCAAGGGUGUACCGGUUAAGCCUUCACAGAAGAAACAUCUGCCCUGGAUUGAGAAGUAUCGCCCCACGAAAUUCGAGGAAAUUGUGGGAAAUGAGGAUACUGUGAGUCGCCUGGGAAUAUUUGCAACCCAAGGAAAUGUCCCCAACAUCAUAAUAGCCGGGCCUCCAGGAGUGGGAAAAACUACCACAAUCCUCUGCCUGGCGAGAAUCCUCCUGGGAGCGAGCUUCAAGGAGGCAGUAUUGGAGUUGAAUGCAUCAAAUGAGAGAGGAAUUGACGUGGUGCGGAACAAGAUUAAGAUGUUCGCCCAACAAAAGGUUACCCUGCCGCCUUCCCGUCAGAAAAUAGUCAUUCUGGAUGAGGCAGACAGCAUGACGGAGGGCGCUCAACAAGCCCUACGACGCACUAUGGAGAUCUACAGCAGUACCACACGUUUUGCAUUAGCGUGCAACACCAGUGAGAAGAUAAUUGAGCCCAUUCAGUCGAGAUGUGCGAUGCUGCGAUUCACAAAACUCUCAGAUGCCCAGGUUCUGGCCAAGCUGAUUGAGGUGUGUCAGGCGGAGGGGCUAGACUACACUGAGGAGGGCUUGGAAGCGAUUGUAUUCACCGCUCAAGGUGAUAUGAGGCAAGCGCUGAACAAUCUUCAGAGCACAGCAAAUGGAUUCGGAAAGAUUUCCGGAGACAAUGUGUUCAAGGUGUGCGAUGAGCCUCAUCCACUUCUCGUGCAAGAGAUGCUAGAGCACUGCGCUAAGGGAGACAUUCACCACGCAUACAAGAUCAUGGCGAAGCUCUGGCGACUGGGUUACUCAGCUGAGGACAUCAUCGGGAACAUCUUCCGCGUGAGUAAACGUCUGAAUCUGGAUGAGAAAAUGAAAUUGUAUUUUAUCCGUGAAAUCGGAGAAACGCACAUGAAGAUUGUCGAUGGGAACAACUCACUGGUGCAGAUGUCUGGCCUCCUGGCCAGGCUCUGUGAGCUCUCACAUAAGCUGAAAUGAAGCAUUCCUAUCGACAUU